AUGGUCAAACUUUGGGUAGUUUUCGUACUGGUGGCGAUUGUCCUUCCCAAGGACUCGUACUCGCAGCGGCUCCGCUGCAUAAUGGAGCCCGAUCGAAGCUGCAGCCUCUUGGGUGCCAAAGUGAACCCGGACGAAAUCAUGUCGACCGUUUUCAUCACCAGAAACGCAUCCACACUGACCACGGUGCAGUUUAAGCGAUCCUCCCUGACGGCGAUUCCACCGGGCAUGUUUCAGGAUUUCCCCAAGCUCGAAACACUCAACGCAAGCUUCUGCGACGUGAAGCAGGUGCUGGCGAACAAUUUCGGUGAUGCCAAAACCCUCCAGCAGCUCCUUCUCAGGGGCAACAAAAUCCACGAUCUACCCGAGGAGGCGUUCUUCGGUGCGAACCGGCUUCAGUUGCUCGAUCUCUCGGACAACGCCAUCACCAUCAUCGAAAGCACGGCAUUCAAGCGGUUGCGUGAUCUGAAGACACUUCUUCUGGCGAGGAAUCAACUCACCGAGUUGCCACUCUCGCUGUUCGAAGAUCUAUCCGAGCUGGAGACGCUGGAACUGCAGCAGAACAAUCUGGGUGCGAUCGACGAUCAGCAGUUCCAGGAAUGUCACUCACUAUCGAAGCUGAACGUAUCGCACAACGCGCUCAAAUCGUUCGAUCUGAUGCAGUUCGAGCGUCGCUGGUCAUUCGACAUCAUCGACGUGAGCCACAAUCAUCUCGCUUCGGUGCAGGUCCCUUCGAACCUACGUCAGCUCGUGGCCACCGGAAACGGUAUCCGGACGGUUGAAGGAAUUGGUGUUGAUGCUGAAUUGAUUCUGCUCAAGAUGCCCCACAACAAGCUGGCCAGUGUGGACAACCUCCCACCGUUCGAGAAGCUGAUCAGCCUCGAUGUGUCGUACAAUCGGAUCCGUGAGUUUGAUUUCCGUUCGGUCGCGUGCUUCACAAGGCUAAUCCUGCUCAAGCUCGACGGCAAUCAGCUGGAGACGGUGAGCAGCAGUCUGACCGAUGCCAUCCCCCAACUGAAGUACGUACAUCUGGCGGAUAAUCACUUAACUCGGCUCGAUCUGGACAUGUUGUGGCUAGUGCCACGUAUGCUGAAGCUGGAUCUUCACGGGAACCGACUCGAGCAAAUCGACGCUACGAAUCUCUCCGCUUCCUUCCCGCAGCUGGUGCGUAUAAUGCUGGAGGGUAAUCGAUUCCGGUGUGAAGCGAACCAACCGUUGCUGAAGCAGCUCGAAUCGUCCAAUACGGCGUACGCGAUGAACCGCGCCGAUUGCAGUAAAAAUGAGACUCUCGUCGAUGGACUCUGCUGCUCGUAGAUCGUGCGUUUUUGUUGUGUGCACCUUUAGUAAAUUGUUCACU
Molecule: messenger RNA, 1354 nt
Organism: Anopheles nili
Lineage: Eukaryota; Metazoa; Arthropoda; Insecta; Diptera; Culicidae
Product: carboxypeptidase N subunit 2-like
Exons: 2
Coding region: 1-1311 (436 amino acids)
Molecular function (GO): protein binding
Source: RefSeq, a predicted model, not a curated record